AGCUCUCAAAGUCGCUGAAGCUCUGAGUCCGAGCGAAGCACCCUCGGCCGGCGAGUCAAACUCAACCAUGGAGCCCGGCGGCGCAGGCGAGGUGCGGCACUGGAGCGCUGAAGUCAACGGCGUCUCCCUCCACGUCGCCGAGCAGGGCCCCGCCGCCGGCCCGGCGGUGCUCCUCCUCCACGGCUUCCCGGAGCUCUGGCUCUCCUGGCGCCACCAGAUGGCCGCUCUCGCCGCCCGCGGCUUCCGCGCCCUCGCCCCCGACCUCCGCGGCUACGGCGACUCCGACGCCCCGGCAGACCCCGCCGCCUACACCAUGCUCCACGUCGUCGGCGACGUCGUCGCGCUCCUCGACCACCUCCGCCUCCCCAAGGUGCUGGUGGCGGGGCACGACUGGGGCGCGCAGGUGGCGUGGCACCUCUGCCUGUUCCGGCCGGACCGGGUGCGCGCCGUCGUCGCGCUGGGGAUCCCGUUCUUCCCCCGCUCCCCUCGUCCGAUGGCGGAUAUGUUCGCCGCGCGCGGCGAUGGGUUCUACAUCACGCAGUUCCAGGAGCCUGGAAGAGCUGAAAAGGCAUUUGCUCGGUACGACGUCGCAACUGUCCUAAAGAAGUUCUACUCCAUUGAAUUAGAUGACCUUGCUGCUCCUCCUGGAGUAGAGAUCAUAGAUUUUUUCGAGGCAUCAUCAUCCCCACUUCCUUGGAUGUCCGAGGAAGAACUGGGGCAGUAUGCCGAGAAGUUUCAGAAGUCUGGCUUCACAGGACCCCUCAACUACUACCGUAACAUGGACAUGAACUGGAGGCUUACUGCACCGUGGCAUGGGGCAAAGAUCACGGUGCCUGCAAAAUUCAUCGGGGGUGAGAAGGACAUCGGGGUCGAGUCCUUCGGAGUUAAGAGCUACAUCAAAAGCGGGGGUUUCAAGUCCAAUGUUCCAGACCUUGAGGUAUCCAUCAUUGAAGGCCACCAUUUCCUCCAGCAAGAGCAGGCCGAGAGGGUGAACUCUGAGAUACUGUCCUUCCUGGACAAGUUUUCUGGCGAGGAAGCGCAUAACUAAGAACUAAGCUGGUGAGGAGGCGCAUAACUGAGAACUGAGUAAAAGGAUAGUGUAAUGAGCUGGUUUUACAUUGUAAAAGUUGUCUUUUUCUAAACUGAAAUACAAAGCUGGUGGUCCUAUGUAAGUACUAAAAUAAAUGUCAAAGAUAGGUUUCAAUAAAGUGUACUGCUGUUGUCUUA
This is a messenger RNA of Hordeum vulgare subsp. vulgare (domesticated barley), 1227 nucleotides long. RefSeq names its product epoxide hydrolase A. The transcript is spliced from 4 exons. The record is from RefSeq and is a predicted model, not a curated record. Gene Ontology annotation, molecular function: hydrolase activity. Bases 68 to 1048 code for a protein of 326 amino acids. Lineage: Eukaryota; Viridiplantae; Streptophyta; Magnoliopsida; Poales; Poaceae.